AUGAAGCUUCGUUGGCCUUUGGCUGCAUGUUCAAUGGAACGCCAUUUCAUGCACUUUAUCCUGACAUGAGUGAUUCUAUAAUUUACCAUUCUCUUAUUGCAACCAAGCCCCGAAUAAUGUUCUGUUGUGCCCAAGACUACGCUAAAUUAAAAAAAAUUGGCUGAUACGAUAAAUAAUCAAAUGGUAACCAAGUUCAUAAUCUUUGAUGGAAAUGUAGAAGGUAUUACAAAUAUACUUGAUAUAUUUCAAACACAAUUGCAACCUGAUUAUAAGCCCGAAAGCUUUAAAAAUGGCAUAGAUCGAAUGUUGGCCAUAUUGAAUACUUCCGGCACAACUGGCAUACCAAAGGCAGUUACCAUUUCGAGCAGUCGAAAGAUAUUUGAUCCAUACAGAUAUCUCUGUCAAAAUGAUGUACAAUAUGCGGCAACUCCCCUAAACUGGGUGUCUGGCUUGGUGGCUUUGAUUACGUCUGGAGUGUACGGAACGUUACGAAUUAUUUCCAAAGAAGCUUUUAGUGCCACUUCAUUCUUGACCUUGUGUGGAGAAUAUAAAAUCACUUGGACUGUGGUGGCUACCCCUUACAUUGCUAUGAUAGCGAAUAGCAAGGAGGUGAAUGCCAAGCAACUAAGUAGUCUACAGUAUAUACUGUACGCAGGAGAUCGAUCUCUAACUGGGACAUUGCAAAAAAAUGCAAUCGUAUUUGCAAUGUGA
Drosophila nasuta is the source of this 711-nucleotide messenger RNA. Its product is annotated as 8-demethylnovobiocic acid synthase-like. The record is from RefSeq and is a predicted model, not a curated record. NCBI's taxonomy places the organism in Eukaryota, Metazoa, Arthropoda, Insecta, Diptera, Drosophilidae. The transcript has 2 exons. The coding region runs from base 181 to 711 and encodes 176 amino acids. Gene Ontology annotation, molecular function: long-chain fatty acid-CoA ligase activity. Gene Ontology annotation, biological process: long-chain fatty acid metabolic process; fatty-acyl-CoA biosynthetic process.